Molecule: messenger RNA, 1674 nt
Organism: Cladocopium goreaui
Lineage: Eukaryota; Dinophyceae; Suessiales; Symbiodiniaceae
Source: the annotation of a GenBank genome assembly
AUGCACGGCGCAUGUCGGACUUUGCAGGAUUUGUAUCGCCGACGGGUGUUGCACCAGCCCUUGAGAGACGACCUUCCAGGCAGGGGCUCGGGACGUUGGCCACCUGGCUCCAUGGCACCCGAGGCGCAGCGGCCUCAGCAGGAGAGCUUCUUGGCAUAUGCCAAGCCCACCACUGCAGGCAGUGGCCCAGGCACAGCUGAAGGGAUGACUUUCGUCUUUGAUGUUUUAGGAGUGGCAGGGCUUCUAAAGGGUGAUUGGCAAGAUCUGGCGAAGAAAUACUUCUUUCAACUGCAGAUUAUGGCGCAGAGAUGCAUCCAAGGGCAAGUGGUCAGGGUGCCCAAGGGAUCCCAAGGGAUUGGUGAGUCGUUUGAGUUGGGCAAGUGCACCUUUUUGUGGGUCCACAAAAGGAGAAAACGAAUCGUCUCCUUCGAAGCAUUUGGUGUUGCCAGUCCUGAGCCAGUCCUCAGCGCCAGUAUGGCGGAAACCAUUAAUUUCAGUUUCGCCAAAGGAUGGUUGAGUUCCUCCAGUGUGCCAGUCGCUGCUGUGUGGGCUGGUAGAAUUCAGAAGUCCCAUGCACCGCGCGCUCACAAGCAAGAGGAGCUGCGGCCCAGCAAACGGAUACGUCUUACCGAUGAGCCCUGCAUUGUUGCCAUGCAGCGCAUGCUACGUGGCAAGGAGGGCAUCAUGUCCCUGGCCCAGGGCAUUGUGCACUGGGCACCACCUGCAGCAGCCCUGGAGGCAGCGCGGAAGGCAGCAGAAGAGCCUGAUACCAACUCUUAUGGCGCAGAUGAUGGCUUGCCAAAGUUUCGCGAAGCCUUGAAGGAGAAAUUGAAGAAAGAGAACGGCCUGGAGGGUGUUGAGGUCAUGGUGACGGCUGGAGCUAAUCAAGCCUACACCAAUUUGGUGUGCACCCUAUUGGACGAGAAGGAUUCAGCAGUUCUGUUCAGACCAUUCUACUUCAACCACCGGAUGGCGCUGCAGAUGACAGGCGGCCAUGCCAAUGUGGUCCUGGCGCCGUCGACCAAGGAUUAUCUUCCAGAUGUGGAGUGGCUGGAGAAGAGGCCAUGUCGGCCAUCCAAUGGUGAGAGGAUACGGAUGGUCACAAUCGUGAACCCUGGCAAUCCAACUGGCGUGAUCCUUCCAAAAGACUUGCUUGAACGAUUUUCUGCCGCAUGCCAGCGGCACCAAGUAUGGAUGGUGGUUGACAACACCUAUGAACACUUCACGUAUGAGGAGGAAGGGCACGCUCCCCACUGUUGCGUCAGUGGUGACCACGUGGUGAACGUUUUCUCCUUCAGCAAAGCCUUCGGCAUGAUGGGCUGGAGAAUAGGCACUUGGGCGUUUCCCCCCAGCCUUGGUCCUGAGCUGAUGAAGGUGCAGGAUACCAUUGCCAUUUGCCCAGCCGUGGCUUCGCAGAAAGUGGCCAUGGCUGCGUUGGAAAGUGGACGCCAGUGGGUGAAAGAUCACGUCACAGGGCUGAAAGAGAACCGUCGCCUGGUCGUGGCCGCUGUAGAGGAGACCUUGGGGAAAGGUGCCGUGGCAGGUGGGUCUGGUGCCAUCUAUUUGAUGGUGAAGUUGCCAGCUGGAUUUGAAAAUGUUUCCUGGCUCAAGGAUGUGUGGUGUCCUGCGUGUUUGUUUGGUCAAUCAAGGCCUAAGGUACUGUUCGAGAUUUGA